AUGUCCUACUACCCAGGUCAAGGAUAUCAUGGAGGAGGAGGCGGCGGCGGUUACGGAUACGCUCCUCCUCCUGGACCUCCUCCUCCCCAGCAAGAAUACGGCGGUUAUUCUGGAGGCCAUCCUGGAGGUCAGAGAUAUCCUCCUCCGUCAUAUCCUCCUCCUCCCGGCCUCGACGCAUACGGCUAUCGUCUCCCACAAGGCCAGCACCACUAUGCUGAGCACGCUCGAGCCGGCCCACCUCCUCCAUCUACGCCCCAACAGUUCGGUCACGGAGCCCCCGAAGGUUAUACUUUCCAAUAUUCCAACUGUACCGGUCGUCGCAAGGCUCUUCUGAUUGGCAUCAACUACUUCAAUCAGGAGGGAGAGCUUCGAGGUUGUAUUAACGAUGUCCACAACGUAUCAGCUUUCCUUGUUGAGCGAUAUGGCUACAAGAGAGAGGACAUGGUCAUUCUGACCGAUGAUCAAUCCAACCCAGCCAUGAUUCCUACCCGCGAAAACAUGAUUCGCGCCAUGGGCUGGCUUGUGUCAAACGCUCAGCCAAACGAUGCCCUGUUCCUCCAUUACUCUGGUCAUGGUGGUCAGGUCGAAGACUUGGAUGGCGAUGAAGAUGACGGAUACGACGAGUGCAUUUACCCCGUUGACCACACCGAAGCUGGUCCCAUCAUUGAUGAUGAGAUUCAUUUCCGUGUCGUGAAGCCCCUGGUGCAGGGUGUGCGUCUCACUGCCAUUUUUGACUCGUGCCAUUCAGCCACGGUCAUGGAUCUCCCAUACGUCUACUCAACAAAGGGUGUUCUCAAAGAACCCAACCUAGCCAAGGAAGCUGCAUCAGGCCUCUUCGACGCCUUUAGAGCAUACUCUAGUGGAGAUCUUGCGGGCGCCGCUGGCUCUGUUUUCGGCUUGGCGAAGACCGCCUUCCGAGGUGACGAUGCGUUCGAGAAGACCAAGGACACACGAACAUCGCCUGCCGAUGUUAUCAUGUGGUCAGGAAGCAAGGAUGACCAGACAUCAGCGGACGCCACGAUUAAUGCUCAGGCGACAGGCGCCAUGUCGUGGGCAUUCAUUUCAGCAAUCAAAGCAAAUCCUAAGCAGAGCUACGUCGAAUUGCUCAACAGUGUUCGCGACAUUCUGGAGACGAAGUAUACCCAGAAGCCACAACUGUCGAGUAGCCAUCCGAUCGACACCGACCUUCUGUUUAUUAUGUGA
Messenger RNA from Fusarium tjaetaba, 1203 nucleotides. Its product is annotated as metacaspase-1. The coding region runs from base 1 to 1203 and encodes 400 amino acids. NCBI's taxonomy places the organism in Eukaryota, Fungi, Ascomycota, Sordariomycetes, Hypocreales, Nectriaceae. The transcript is spliced from 4 exons. Gene Ontology annotation, biological process: proteolysis. The record is from RefSeq and is a predicted model, not a curated record. Gene Ontology annotation, molecular function: cysteine-type endopeptidase activity.